Messenger RNA from Emys orbicularis (European pond turtle), 2583 nucleotides. RefSeq names its product tetratricopeptide repeat domain 7B (gene TTC7B). Gene Ontology annotation, biological process: protein localization to plasma membrane; phosphatidylinositol phosphate biosynthetic process. The transcript is spliced from 21 exons. Lineage: Eukaryota; Metazoa; Chordata; Testudines; Emydidae. Bases 1 to 2583 code for a protein of 860 amino acids. The record is from RefSeq and is a predicted model, not a curated record. Gene Ontology annotation, molecular function: protein binding. Gene Ontology annotation, cellular component: plasma membrane.
AUGGCCACGAAGAAGGCGGGCUCGCGGCUGGAGACGGAGAUCGAGCGGUGCCGCUCCGAGUGCCAAUGGGAGCGGAUCCCCGAGCUCGUCAAGCAGCUGUCGGCCAAGCUCAUCGCCAACGAUGACAUGGCAGAACUUCUCCUUGGGGAGUCCAAACUAGAACAGUUUUUGAAGGAAAAUCCUUUUAAACAGGGCACUAGUCCCCGGGGUCCCCGGCCAAAGCUGACCGAGGUCAAGAAACAUCUCACUGCAGCACUUGACAGAGGAAACCUAAAGCCAGAAUUCUUACAAGAAGCCAACUUAAUUAUGGCCAAGUUAAACUAUGUGGAAGGUGAUUACAAAGAAGCACUUAACACUUAUGCCAGGGUUGAAGUUGAUGACUUGCAUCUUGUUGCUGUGCCUCCUUAUAGGCUGAGGAUGAUUGCUGAAGCAUAUUCUACCAAAGGUCUUUGUCUAGAGAAGUUGCCAAUUUCCUCUUCAACUAGUAACCUCCACACGGACCGUGAACAAGAAAUCAUUACGUGCUACGAGAAGGCUGGAGAUAUUGCCCUCCUGUACCUUCAGGAGAUAGAAAGGGUAAUAAUUACCAAUAUACAAAACAGAAGCCCUAAACCGGGGUCUGCAGUGCAUGAACAGGAACUGGGAUUUUUCCUAGAAACAGGACUCCAAAGAGCACAUGUCUUGUAUUUCAAAAAUGGGAACCUGACAAGAGGAGUUGGUAGAUUUAGAGAGAUUCUAAGAGCUGUUGAAACAAGAACUACACAAAAUCUACGAAUGACAAUAGCCAGGCAGUUAGCUGAAAUUUUGUUACGAGGUAUGUGUGAACAGAGUUACUGGAAUCCACUGGAAGACCCUCCUCACCAGUCACCUCUUGAUGAUCCACUUCGGAAAGGCUCAAAUACUAAAAAUUACGCACUCAGCAGAAGACCUCGGGUGUACACUGGAGAAAACAUUUUUUGUCCUCAAGAAAAUACAGAAGAAGCCCUAUUGUUGUUGCUGAUUAGUGAAUCUAUGGCUAACCGUGAUGCUGUACUGAGCAGAAUACCAGAGCACAAAAAUGAUCGCAUCAUCAGUUUGCAAAGUGCAUCUGUGGUCUACGAUUUGCUUACAAUUGCCUUAGGGAGAAGAGGUCAAUAUGAAAUGCUAUCAGAGUGUUUAGAAAGAGCAAUGAAGUUUGCAUUUGAAGAGUUCCAUCUUUGGUAUCAGUUUGCAUUGUCCCUAAUGGCAGCAGGAAAAUCUGCUCGAGCUGUGAAAGUCUUGAAGGAGUGUAUACGUUUGAAACCAGAUGAUGCUACUAUUCCACUCCUUGCCGCAAAGCUAUGCAUGGGAUCUCUUCACUGGUUGGAAGAAGCGGAAAGAUUUGCCAAAACGGUUGUUGAUGUUGGUGACAAAACAUCGGAGUUCAAAGCAAAAGGCUAUUUAGCAUUGGGACUAACUUACAGCCUGCAAGCCACUGAUGCAUCUUUGCGAGGGAUGCAAGAGGUCCUGCAGAGAAAGGCUCUUCUUGCAUUUCAGAGGGCCCACAGUUUGUCUCCAACAGAUCAUCUCGCAGCAUUUUACCUGGCACUGCAGCUUGCCAUAUCUAGACAGAUACCAGAAGCUUUGGGUUAUGUUCGUCAGGCUCUCCAACUUCAAGGAGAUGAUGCCAACUCUUUGCAUCUCCUUGCACUCUUGCUGUCAGCCCAGAAACACUAUCAUGAUGCUUUGAAUAUAAUUGACAUGGCCUUGAGUGAAUAUCCAGAAAACUUCAUAUUACUGUUUUCAAAAGCCAAACUGGAAUCCCUGUGCAGAGGCCCAGAUGAGGCACUCCUUACCUGCAAACAUAUGCUACAGAUUUGGAAGUCCUGUUACAAUCUCACUAACCCUAGUGAUUCUGGACGUGGGAGCAGUCUGUUAGACAGAGCCAUUGCUGACAGACGACAGCUCAAUACGAUUACCUUACCUGACUUCAGUGACCCUGAAACAGGUAACCCACCAGAUGCUUACUUUCAUGGUUUUUACUCCCUUUUUUCAGUUUGUUCAGUCCAUGCAACGUCAAUAGCAGCCUCCAGAGUGGAGCAGGCACUGUCUGAGGUUGCUUCAUCUUUGCAGAGCAGUACUCCUAAGCAAGGUCCUCUGCAUCCUUGGAUGACUCUGGCUCAAAUCUGGCUUCAUGCAGCUGAAGUCUAUAUAGGAAUUGGGAAGCCUGCUGAAGCCACAGCAUGUAUCCAGGAAGCAGCUAACCUCUUUCCAAUGUCACAUAAUGUCCUCUACAUGAGAGGUCAAGUGGCUGAACUUCGAGGAAAUAUUGAUGAAGCCAAACGCUGGUAUGAAGAGGCCUUAUCUAUCAGUCCUACCCAUGUAAAAAGUAUGCAGAGACUGGCUCUGAUACUUCACCAAUUAGGACGCUAUAGUUUGGCUGAGAAGAUUCUCAGAGAUGCUGUCCAGGUGAAUUCUACAGCCCAUGAGGUUUGGAAUGGUCUUGGGGAGGUUCUACAAGCUCAGGGCAAUGACGAUGCAGCAACAGAGUGCUUCCUGACAGCAUUAGAGCUUGAAGCCAGCAGCCCGAUCGUCCCUUUUACCAUCAUUCCACGAAUUCUCUGA